AUGCACGGAUUCCAAGGAUUUGAGUAUUUAGUACCUGUAGCUGUAUUUAAUGUAAUCUAUAUUCUGAGCAUUCUUCCACAGUGCUAUUUCACCAAGUGUAGAAGUAGGUGCCCAAUGACCACCAUUAGAAAAGGAGCUUUAUAUGGAACAGUAGUUACAAUAAUAUUAGCAGUAAUAUUUACUUUCUUCCAAGGAGUUGAAUAUUCAGUAUCUUCUUUCACUAUUUCUGAUAGUGUUUAUGGUUCAUGUUUCUACUUUGGAACAGGUUUCCACGGUUUACACGUUAUUAUAGGAACAGCAUUCUUAGCUAUCACCAUCACCUUGGUUACGAAUCUGUUUAUUACUGAGGUUAUUAAAUAUUAA
Penicillium odoratum is the source of this 363-nucleotide messenger RNA. RefSeq lists its product as uncharacterized. Bases 1 to 363 code for a protein of 120 amino acids. The transcript has 5 exons. Gene Ontology annotation, molecular function: cytochrome-c oxidase activity. The record is from RefSeq and is a predicted model, not a curated record. Gene Ontology annotation, biological process: mitochondrial electron transport, cytochrome c to oxygen. Gene Ontology annotation, cellular component: mitochondrion; membrane. Lineage: Eukaryota; Fungi; Ascomycota; Eurotiomycetes; Eurotiales; Aspergillaceae.